GUAUUAGGCGUUGCAUGUUUUAAAAGAAAUAACUCGCAAUCGAUCAAGACGUGAUUAAAACAAGUACAAAACAUUAGCUUUUAUUAAGCAUGUCGAUGAAUUUGGACAGGAAUGUUUGAUUUAUACAUAAGCUGAUCAUUGGACACAGUUGAACAAGCAGUUAUUUGAUGAUCAUAUCUAUGAAACUUUAUUUAUUUAAAAUUAAGUUAUACAUAAUUGUCGACUAAUGAAGUUUAACAUUAUUACGGGUUAUAUACUCGUGUAGCUCAAUACAAAAGGUAAAUGCGUCGUCAACUUUUAAAGAUUUCAUGAAGCGAGUCCGGACUUUUUUACAUCACCACAUUUCGUUAGUUCAACCGCGGCGGAGUGUAUAAUAAAAUGAUGGGAAAAUUUGGAUGGAUGGGAUAAUAAUGGUGUAUAUAUUUUUCCACUUCGGUACCUCUUAAAGAUACCAUGUGUCGAUCUUUUUCAUCAGGCGUAUUGUGUCGGGUCAUUCUAUUGUAAGGUAGAUAUUAUCGUAUACUAAUCGGUUGUUACUGCGAGAUUUCGUAUAAAAAGGCACACAUACGGACGACUGGAUAAUACGUUAUGUAAAUACAUUAGUUAAUAUAGAGGUUACUCUAUUAUAAUACGUCGAAGUUUAUUAAAAAUAAGACAUUCAGUGACAGUGGCUAGUUUUCUUUAAUGUAACGUUAACAUUAAACAAGUGGGUUUUAACGAUAUUUUACAGUUGUAUUAAACUUUAACAAAAGGUAUACUAUAUUGAAGACAACGUUUAAUUAUUCCAUCGGAAAUGUUUAUACAAAUAUUUUAUAAAGGAUAUCAUGGGGAUUUAACUCGUAAGGUAUUAAUUUUGGGUGUAUUAAUUUAGAGUUCAGUUAAUCGUGACGUCUUUCAAAGUUAGAAGUCAACUGCUUAUACUAAUGGUGUAAAGGAUGAAAUAAAUAUAUUCUUAACGAAACAUGAUAUAUGUUAAACAAAAUAUGUGGGGAACGUCGACAAUGAUACUGCGGUUUUUGACAACACGGGUGUAAGAAUGCAAGAAUUCGUUCCACGCCAUUGGAUGAGAAAAACACAACUGAGAGGCUGAGCUAUUAACAAAUCCGACGGCGCAUGAUGGGAAAGCCAUGGAAGAAGAAAGAGCGCCCUCAGGCGGAGGUUUCCAGUGAUUACAAAUGGAGUUCCCAGAGUUAUACUCUGAAACAAAUUCUCAAAAACUUCAAACUUCCAGUAGUUGUUCAGUGUAACGAGGAAACAAAUGCAGAACAUUUACAGAACUUUUUCUUUGAUCUUCGACAGCCAGUUCUUUUACACAGCAAACGUUCGAGCCGGAAGGUGUUUUCGCGAUGUGUGCGCAAAGGACAAGGUGGAACUAUUAAGGAACUACUUCCGGAAGUCGUCAUCCCAGAAGACUAUGCAGGAUGGUUUAAAAUCAGUAAGGGUCUAGAGUUUAACAAACCUUCAUCACAUCGAACAGUUGAUUCCAUCACGCGGACAAACACGGACUUCUUUCUCUGUACAACAGAAUUUAACGCUAUUGUUGUUACGGAAAACCCCGAAGGUGACACCGAAAAUCAUGGAAGCUUUUCGCGUCCUGUCGUAGAAGGGGAAGUGUUACGAAAAAUCGGUGUGCAGAAACUAAACCAGUUAAUGCUUCCGGAAGCUCAACGGUCACUCGAUAGAGACAACAGGUAUUUGCUAUGCAUUGACGAGAGAGAUUGUGAACUGUACGUACCUGUUUCACAAACCGGACUAUUUUAUGAAGUUUCUGAUGGAAACUUUAACAAGAAUGACAACUGUGUGGUCCAAAUUUCAGAUAUACUAGACGAAAUGGUUGAAAUGCCUAUAUAUGUCAGACAUAUUCUCGGAGAUCCGCCACCGAUAUCCAAAUUCUAUUCGCCAUGUUUAAAACUCGUGCGUGUAAAAGAAGAGGAAACAGUUAUGGGCUCAACUUUAGAUUCUGAAGACGAUGCUCUACCUCUUGAGGUACAAACUCAUUCGCCAAUUAAAUUUGAAAUCGCUUUAAACACACCGAUGCUACAGUCGUGUACAGAAUAUACAGAAGCUGUUGAUAUGUGUAAUAGCGUAGCACAAAACUAUGUGACAGAUAUGAAGCUUGCCGUUACAUUUAAAGUUCCGGCAAAAGAGGAGAAUGACACAGAUGAAGCACUUGCUCAAGCAAAUCCUUCGUUUGUACCAGACGAAAAUGAAAGUCAAUUGUCUGUAUCGAACUCGCAAAGAACAUCAACUUCAGUUGGACGUGGAAGUGAACUUGGUGAGGUAGAUGCAAAUUCUGAAUUUAAUAUAAAGUGGGACCCGGAUAAGAAUAUAAUAAGUCAGUCUCCAAACAAAUUAACUGAUAUGCCUGAACCUGAUUGUAUAAGUAUUGACAGCGUAGAUGAUGAACAGGCAGAGAAGCUUAAUUCUAUGCUUGGUGGAUCCUUUUUUGAUACGCAACACCACACGCAUAAAAAAUCAGAACAUAUGAUGCAAACUUCUAGCAGUUUAGCAGAAUCUUGGAAUCAAAGACAAUAUUCAGACGGUGAUACAAAUGGAACAUUAAAGGCUAAGUCAGAUGAGAAUAGAUUGCCUAAUGUUUAUGUAAAUUCUGAAAUAACUCCAUUUGUAGAUGUGGUGGAGGAAGUUACUGAUUUUUCAAUGUACUCUACGACAAAUACAGAAAGUGGUCCAAGUACCUCUACCGCAAUAAUCCGACCCCCUAGUCCAUUUUCAGACGAAACACGGUCCAUACCGAGUUCUAUUACUGUAUCUUCCUGUUCUAAGAUUCACUCGUCGUCUUCCACGAUAGAUAGUAGCAGAAGUCAGGUUGAUUUAAGUGAUCAUUUCCCAAGUAUUCAUUCUAGUGCAACCAGUUUAAGUACAGACAACAAUGGAGUACUAAAGCCGAUUCAUGGCGGAUUUAUAUUCACCGGUGAUGUCUAUAUGAGUCCAGAUUUGACGAGUAGUCAUGGCAGUGUAGACAGAUCAUUUAGUAGUAACGAAAGCGUCGAUGGCAGUUGGCAAAAUUGGAAAGAGAAUAAAUUUAAGGUUAUAAGAAGUAAAGACAUACCUCGAAAUAAUGGAAGCAAUCUUGGUGGCAGAAUGGUUGACCAAGCCAACAUUUUCAAGACCAGAUCAAUGUCCGAGGAUCUUAUGCAGUUCGAAGAACCUAGCAGAACUUCUUCUUCAAACAGUAUUAUGACAUGCAAGGUAGCAGACGAAAUGGUCUCGAGUUGUAACGACUUGAGACUGUCGUUAGAAGAAAUAACAAGAAAUGCGCGGGAAAAUCACACAGAAAAUUCAUGGCGGCAGUUUUGUUUAGAACGCUCAAGUUCACUUCCGGUCAGGACUAAAGUUACUUCCGGAAAACAUAUGACUCAAAUAGAUGAACAUUCCCAAAGUUGGGAACAGAUAAGUCCAAGACGAAAUGAAAAUGCGUCCAAUGAAAGUACGCCACGAAAUCAACCAGUGAAAGCCAUACGUACGCUCAAUCAGUUGAAUACUAACUUUAGCGAUUCCUUUGGGGACAAAGACCAGCUAAUUUCAGAUACAAGUUUCGAAGACAGUGCUCAGUAUUCACAUCGGAGUAUAGAAAGCCUUGAUCACGAAGCAAACACUUCUUUUGCACUUUCGGAGUCGUCUGAUAUGUCAGUUACAGACGGACCUGAAUCUAUUUUGGCGGCAAUUGCCGAAAUGGACAUGUACCUUGAUGGUCUAAGUACAGAUAGCAGAUCCAGCAUAAGAAGUGAUAUUGCACAGAAGAUAAAAAUAAGCAAUGAAAUAAAGAGAAAACAGCUUGGGGAAUGGAAUGAUAUUGUAGAAGUGAUAUAAUAAAUAGGUACAGGUAGCCAUUGAAACACGUAAUUGAUAUGAAAGAGUAGGCACGUAUGUAGUAAGUGCAGGCGUCUAUUGAAAUAUAUUUGUGUUAAAAUAAAAUAAGAGCAGGCAUCCAUUGAAACAUGAAGGCAACUUUACGCUACAAUGACUAAUCUUAAUAUAUCAAGAAAAAAACAUUGUAUUUUUGCUUCAUCUAUAAUCUGUUCCAUUACUUAAUAAGUCUACGCCAACUCUGGUGUGUUUGUUUUGUUAAAAGUUGUUUAAUUGACUGUGUAACUUUUAUUCAAAAGAUUGUACCAAACGGCCACAAUUUUGAAUCAAAGUAUUUUAUCAUA
Molecule: messenger RNA, 4172 nt
Organism: Mercenaria mercenaria
Lineage: Eukaryota; Metazoa; Mollusca; Bivalvia; Venerida; Veneridae
Exons: 4
Coding region: 1114-3831 (905 amino acids)
Source: RefSeq, a predicted model, not a curated record